AUGAACUCUCAUACAACGCCGCGCCCUUUUCCAGGCCGUUCAAUAGGAACCGGACCCAUCCAACAGCACCCUUUUCAACAAAAUCACCAGAGCCAGCAGCAACAACAGCCAGCAAGGCAACCCCUAGCUCCGCAGGUGUCCAACAACGAGGACUAUGGCUCUAUUGCUGACGAGGACCGCGAACACAUUGACGAGGUGUUUGACCUAAUGGACAUGAAGAAAAAAGGCUGGCUCAAUAGCUACGAGUUCAAGCAUUCCCUCGCCGCACUCGGCUUCGACUUGGCCAAGCCCGAUUACUUCCGGCUGCUUGAAUCCUACGGGUCCGUCCCCCCCGAAUGGCAAAAUCAGCAAUCUUGCCCCGUGAAUCGAUACUACGUAUAUCUGGACCAGUUCCGGCUAUGCGCCGCGAAGCUCAUUGCGAGUCGGGACCCGCGCGAAGAGGCCGCCAAGGUGUUCAGCAUGUUCGACUACGACCAGGAUGGUUUCAUAUCCGUGGAAGACUUGAGGCACUUGGCGCAGGAGAUCAAGGACGAGAGAACCUUGUCGGACGAAGAGAUUCAGAGUAUGAUUGACCACCUCGAUCACGACGGGAAAGGGGGGGUGAGCUUGGACGAGUUUAUGCAGAUGAUGGAAGAGGCAGGCUAA
Messenger RNA from Ustilaginoidea virens, 645 nucleotides. RefSeq lists its product as uncharacterized. Gene Ontology annotation, molecular function: microtubule binding; calcium ion binding. NCBI's taxonomy places the organism in Eukaryota, Fungi, Ascomycota, Sordariomycetes, Hypocreales, Clavicipitaceae. Gene Ontology annotation, cellular component: microtubule organizing center. The coding region runs from base 1 to 645 and encodes 214 amino acids. Gene Ontology annotation, biological process: spindle pole body duplication. The record is from RefSeq and is a predicted model, not a curated record. The transcript is spliced from 2 exons.